This is a messenger RNA of Carlito syrichta (Philippine tarsier), 3511 nucleotides long. It is a transcript of the gene ARMH3, whose product is annotated as chromosome unknown C10orf76 homolog. NCBI's taxonomy places the organism in Eukaryota, Metazoa, Chordata, Mammalia, Primates, Tarsiidae. Bases 12 to 2081 code for a protein of 689 amino acids. The transcript is spliced from 25 exons. Gene Ontology annotation, cellular component: cytosol. Gene Ontology annotation, biological process: regulation of Golgi organization. The record is from RefSeq and is a predicted model, not a curated record.
AUUCUCUAACCAUGGCACAGGUAGAGAAACGAGGGGGUUUGCUCCGGAAAUCUUCAGCCUCCAAAAAACCACUGAAGGAAAAAGUGGUGCUGAUGUAUGAUGAAAUCUUUAUGACAGAGGAUCCCAGUAAGUACAGUCCUCGGUUUUGGGAGGAGCUCUUUCUCAUGAAGGUGAAUUUGGAGUACCUGGAAGGCAAGUUGGAAUCUCUUGAUGGUGAGGAGUUAAUGAAGAUCAAGGACAAUGUUAAUUGCUUAUUCCAACACUGCAUCCAGGCUCUGGGAGAGGAGCAUCCAAUUCGAGUUGUCAAUGCGUUGCAGACCCUGUGUGCACUCAUUCGAGGAGUCCACCAAAAGAAUAAACCGACCUCUGGGUUUGACAUCAUCAACAUGCUGAUGGGCUUUGACAAGGCCGAGCUGUGCAUGAAGAACUUGAUGGAGAGUUUGGAUUCAUUGCUUUGUGCAGAAGGUUCUGAGAGUCUGAAGAGUUUAUGUCUGAAGCUUCUCCUUUGCUUAGUGACUGUGACAGAUAACAUCAGCCAGAAUACUAUCCUGGAGUAUGUAAUGAUCAACAGCAUAUUUGAAGCGAUUUUGCAGAUACUCUCCCAUCCCCCAAGUCGUAGGGAGCAUGGACAUGAUGCUGUUGUUCUCUUGGCUUUGCUGGUGAACUACAGAAAAUAUGAGUCUGUGAAUCCUUAUAUUGUGAAGCUGUCUAUCGUGGAUGAUGAGGCCACACUCAAUGGAAUGGGGCUUGUAAUCGCUCAGGCUUUAUCUGAGUACAACAGGCAAUAUAAAGACAAGGAAGAGGAACACCAGAGUGGUUUUUUCUCUGCUUUAACAAAUAUGGUGGGCAGCAUGUUCAUAGCAGAUGCCCAUGAGAAAAUCUCAGUACAAACCAAUGAGGCCAUUCUCCUGGCACUUUAUGAAGCUGUUCAUUUAAAUCGCAACUUCAUCACAGUGUUAGCUCAGAGUCAUCCAGAAAUGGGCUUGGUGACAACCCCUGUCAAUCCUGCUCCAACAACCCCAGCCACACCACUUGGGACCACGCCACCCUCUUCUGAUGUGAUAAGUUCUGUGGAACUCCCACUGGAUGCAGAUGUACAGACCAGUAAUCUACUGAUAACCUUCUUGAAGUAUAGCUCAAUUGUCAUGCAGGACACCAAAGAUGAACACAGGCUUCACAGUGGCAAACUCUGUCUGAUUAUCCUUACCUGUAUUGCAGAGGAUCAGUAUGCAAAUGCAUUUUUGCAUGACGACAACAUGAAUUUUCGUGUAAACUUACAUAGAAUGCCUAUGAGACACAGGAAGAAGGCAGCAGACAAGAACCUUCCCUGCCGUCCUUUAGUAUGCGCUGUAUUGGACCUAAUGGUAGAGUUUAUUGUUACACACAUGAUGAAGGAGUUUCCUAUGGAUCUCUAUGUGCGCUGCAUUCAGGUAGUUCAUAAACUACUUUGCUACCAGAAGAAGUGUCGAGUGCGCCUGCAUUACACAUGGCGGGAGCUCUGGUCAGCCUUGAUAAAUUUGCUGAAGUUCCUUAUGUCAAAUGAGACUGUACUUCUGGCCAAACACAACAUUUUUACAUUAGCCCUCAUGAUUGUGAACCUAUUUAAUAUGUUUAUCACAUAUGGUGACACAUUCCUGCCAACCCCCAGCAGCUAUGAUGAACUUUACUAUGAGAUUAUCCGCAUGCACCAGAGCUUUGACAACCUCUACUCUAUGGUCCUGAGGCUUUCGACCAAUGCCGGCCAGUGGAAAGAUGCAGCCAGCAAGGUGACCCAUGCGCUAGUUAAUAUCAGAGCCAUCAUCAACCACUUUAACCCCAAAAUUGAAUCCUAUGCUGCUGUGAAUCACAUAUCCCAACUGUCGGAGGAGCAGGUGCUGGAGGUGGUGCGAGCCAACUAUGACACGCUUACGCUGAAGCUGCAGGAUGGCCUGGACCAGUAUGAGCGCUACUCGGAGCAGCACAAGGAAGCUGCCUUCUUCAAGGAGCUGGUCCGAUCCAUUAGCACUAACGUCCGGAGAAACCUGGCCUUCCACACGCUCAGCCAGGAAGUCCUGCUCAAGGAGUUCUCCACCAUUUCCUGAGGCCACGCCUGCCGAGUUACCACUGCCUGCCCUCACCCAUGGGCUCCUGGCUGGAGGGGGAGCCGGGGAGAGGGGCUGCCCCAAGGUUGGAGAGAAACGCAGACACCAAGUUCCCUUGGUGAAGGCCACACUCCAGCAGAGCUUGGACGGUGAGGCAGGAAGGGCAGGCCAGGACGAGCUUACUUGGGAGGAGGGGUGGGCACAGUGGGGAGAGGCCUCCAGGGGUGUUUGGCUUCCAGGUGGGCUCCUGAAACAGCCCUCACAUUUCCAGUCGGGAUUACGAGUGGUGGCUGCUGACUGAUUUCCAGGAGUUGGCAGGCAAGCCUCUGGGUGCUGGGCUGAGAACAGAUCAACUCUCAGAGGCAGCUGGAGCCAUGUUCUUCUGCCUCUGGGCCUGUGGCUGUGCCCUACUGGCACUCUGUCCUAUCAUUAUGGCCCUUGACUCAGGCUUCAGGAAGGGCAGGAAUGGGGGCCCUGUCUUCUGUUUUCUAAAUUCAGAGCUGACACCUCUGGGAAAUGGGAUGAGAAUCCGCCCAGUGCCCUGCCACGGCCACCACUCUCUGAAGUUUCGCUUUGGCACCAGGAGGGCCUGUUAGCGCUCUCUCCUCCAGCACAGUAGAGUCACAGCCUUAGCUUUCAUUUUUAAUCUGGUUUAAGCUGUCUUUAGGGUGUGUGUGAAAUAAACAUGGCCGGCUUUCUGGAGCCCUGGAGGUGCCUACUUUGUCGGUCCCCUCGCCAGCAGCUCCCCGCCUCCCCAGCCCCUCCUCCAGGAGCCUUCCUUGAGCUCCCUCCAUGGUCCGCCCCCUCGCCCUGCUGUUGUUUACAUCCAACCUGCCUGAGAAUUUCCUCUAGGGAGGAGUCUGUUCCUGCUGUGGUCUGGUGCCUGGGAGAGAGAGAACCUGCUGGGCAGGGUGCCCGCCAUCAGAAGGGCCAGGCGAAUGCCAUGUGGGGGCCUCCACUGUCUCCACCGUGUUCGGGGUGGGCCACAGACCUCCUGUCCUUGGGAAGGUGGCUUGAGGUUCCUCCUCUGAAAAGCAGCUGCCUGGAGACCCUCUUGGCCUGGCGUGGGGGGGAAGCAGCUCCAGAAGAACCCAGGAGUAAAUGAGGGACCAGCCUGGAGCACAGGUCUGGGACCCCACCCCCCACCCCAGCUGCUGUCCAUGGACCCUCGGAUCUCUUUGGGACAUUUGCCCUCCCUGAAACCAGAGUUCUGGCUCCAACGCUGUGCAGAUCUGCACUCAUUCCCAGGACCACUAACAGGCUGCCAUGUGUCGAUGUAGGUUCCUAAGGGGUCCAGGCUGGAUCAUCUCUGAUCACUCCAGGAUUGCUCAGCCUGGUGCAUCUAGGGUUUUCCACGGUGGUCAACCCCAGAGCAGCUGGAUCUGGAGCUGGUGACAAGGUGAAGUUAUUAAAAACUGAUUGGCGUGGGA